Molecule: messenger RNA, 1068 nt
Organism: Brassica rapa (field mustard)
Lineage: Eukaryota; Viridiplantae; Streptophyta; Magnoliopsida; Brassicales; Brassicaceae
Product: protein PHR1-LIKE 2
Molecular function (GO): DNA-binding transcription factor activity
Source: RefSeq, a predicted model, not a curated record
AAAUAAUUAUGAUGAAAACAUGUCUAGGCUAUAAUAUAUCGGAAAGAUAAUUGAUAGAGAGAGUGGUGUACGUCCAAAUCCAUCCACCCACCCGUCUCUUCGUCUUCGCUGUCAGAAAAAGAACCCGAGCCCUGACCCGGAUCCGGGACCCCACAAUCUUAACCACUGACCCCAAACCCCGUCUCCGGUGGACGGAUGAGCUCCACGAGAGGUUCGUUGACGCCGUCACGCAGCUCGGCGGUCCCGAUAAUCCUACUCGACUGGAGGAGAGACCCCUGUCUGUUCAUAUUUUACAGAAGCGACGCCCAAAACUAUCAUGAGAACGAUGGGAGUGAAAGCGUCUUGUGUUUGGGAGAGUCAGCAGGACACAGGGGUUACCAAGUCACUGAAGCUCUACGCGCUCAGAUGGAAGUCCACAGAAGACUACACGAGCUAUUGGAGGUUAGCUUUUGAACUAGAAGAUCCAAACAAACCACCCUUGAGAAUGAACCAAUUGGUCAUAACCUUUGUAGUAUGGGCAGGCUCCAGCUUAGGAUAGAGGCACAAGGGAAGUACCUGCAAUCGAUUCUUGAGAAAGCUUGCAAGGCCUUUGACGAGCAAGCUGCUACUUUUGCUGGGCUUGAGGUAGCUAGGGAAGAGCUAUCAGAGCUAGCCAUCAAAGUCUCCAAUAGCACCACAGUUCCUUUCUUCGACGCAACAAAGAUGAUGAUGAUGCCAUCUCUGUCCGAGCUUGCAGUAGCAGCAAUAGACCACAAAAGCAUCACAACCAACUGCUCAGUAGAAAGCUCUCUGACUUCCAACACCAAUGGAAGCUCGGUUUCUGCUGCAUCGGUGAAGAAGCGACAUCGUGGAGACAAUAUGGGCCUUGGGUAUGAAGAAGCUUGGUGGCCUAGUAGUAGUACCAUUGGUUAAAGAUUUUGAUUAAGGUAGAGAGAGACUUCUUCACUUGCUUUGGAGGGGAUUGUAUUAUUCUGAUACAAAACUUGUCAUGUAUAUAUUUGAUGUUGAAGCUUUAGUGAUUCCUUAAACCUUUGCCUUAUUUUUAUUAAAAGGGGUUGAGAGCAGAAA